Molecule: messenger RNA, 1026 nt
Organism: Leishmania mexicana MHOM/GT/2001/U1103
Lineage: Eukaryota; Euglenozoa; Kinetoplastea; Trypanosomatida; Trypanosomatidae
Product: putative homoserine kinase
Exons: 1
Coding region: 1-1026 (341 amino acids)
Biological process (GO): L-threonine metabolic process
Molecular function (GO): ATP binding; homoserine kinase activity
Source: RefSeq, a predicted model, not a curated record
AUGUCUGGUGAAGCUGCUACGUUGCUACCCAGGAAGGUCAGCCUUCGCGUUCCGGCGACGACGGCAAACAUCGGCCCCGCCUACGACACCCUCGGCAUGACGCUCUCCAUCUUCAUGGAGCUGACGGUGGAGUUGGCGGAAACCUUCUCCAUGACGGUGACCGGCGAGGGCCAAGAGUACAUCAGCACCGGCGAGGACAACAUGGUGGUGCAGACCUGUCGAAUCGCGUUCGAGGAGUACGCGCACAAGAGCAUGCCGCCACUGAAGUUCACCAUGCACAACAGCAUACCGUACAAGUGCGGCUGCGGCUCGUCCUCGGCGGCGGCGGUGGGGGGGUUCGUGGCGGGCAUGACGCUCUCCGGCCUCACAAUGGAGACACAGAAUAGCGAGUCGCUGCUCUCCGCCAUCUCGGAGAUCGAGGGCCACUCCGACAACGCUGCCCCGGCCAUCUACGGCGGCAUCCAGCUCGUCUACAAGAAGGACGAUGGUAGGGUCAUGACCUACCACGUGCCCACCCCGCCGAACCUCUCUAUCGUGCUUUUCGUGCCGCAUAAGCUCAUGAAGGCCAGCACCCACGUCACCCGUGACUUAGUACCGACGACAGUGUCGCUCCGCGACGCCGUUCACAAUAUCUCCAGCACAGCCAUUUUGACUCUGGCCCUCUCGACCGGCGACCUGCGGAUGCUCAAGGACGCGAGCGACUGCCUUCACGAACAGCAACGCUCCGGCAAGCUGUACCCGCACUACAGUCCGUGCGCGAAGGCCGCGCGCGAGGCCGGUGCUGUGCACGCCUUUCUGUCCGGCGCGGGCCCGAGCGUGUGCGCCAUGGUUCCUGGCCGCCACGGUGAUCUUCUCACCCAGCCGAUGGGAGAGCGCAAGGCCGAGGUAGUGGCGGAGGCAAUGGUGAAGGCGGCGGAGGCCGUUGGUGUGCAGGGGCGGGUGAUUAUUACAAUGCCAUCCGACCUCGGUGUGCACCUCUCUGGCACUACCUGCAUCCAUCCGAACAUCCAGUACACCAGCAUCUGA